Cataglyphis hispanica is the source of this 2257-nucleotide messenger RNA. Its product is annotated as limulus clotting factor C. The transcript has 5 exons. NCBI's taxonomy places the organism in Eukaryota, Metazoa, Arthropoda, Insecta, Hymenoptera, Formicidae. The coding region runs from base 396 to 1367 and encodes 323 amino acids. The record is from RefSeq and is a predicted model, not a curated record.
UCUGGGCGUUAGGGGAAGCGCGAGCGAAUUUCUCUCGUAAGCUCGCGGAGCGCGCGAAGGUACGCGCCAAGCGGAAUGGAAGCGGCGGCUUCAGUCGCGCGCGAACCUCCGUCGAAGAACGGUCUCCACGAUCGGCGUAGUCCGGGUCCACCCUAUCGAUCGCGAUACGGUCUGUGAUCUCCGAAAGAGAAAUCAGUCGAGGGGUGUAAAAGCGAAGGGGUCGAUUUUCUUCCUUUUCUUUUUUUUUCCCUCAUAGCGCGAAUUCGCGAACCGGUGUGAUUAUGACAAUACGCGAAAUCGGAAGCGAGGCGAGAUUCAAGGAACGAGAAUGAGGAUCCCUUAUCGCGGCCUUCGUAUCGAGUACUUCGACGAGUAAACGACCUGUGAAAGUAGACAUGUGGAAGUGUUGGAUCCUGUUUCUGUGCUUCGCAGGCUUAUCCUCGGCUGUUUCGGACUUGUCAAAUCUUAACGUCAAUUCUUUGACGUCUAAUCAAUCGAUAACAGUGCGACAACACGAAUCCGUGAGACGAUUCGCGUGUCCCAUAGGAUUCUUUCGACUGAAACGAUUCUGUUAUUACCUGAGCGCCGGCAUAGCGCCAUGGAGAGACGCGUACUUCCAUUGCAAGGACAGAAAUGCCACCCUGGCUAUAUUGGACAGAAAUGGAAAGGACAGGAUGUUGAGAAGGUACUUGAUGGGGGAUCAGUUCACGAAAUUGGAGCGGUGGAUCGGCGGAAUUUUCAACUGGCAACAGAUGGCCUGGGAAUGGGGUGUGACGGGUGAGAAGAUGGUUUUCCAGAGUUUCGGGAAAAUAGAACCCGGGAAAUCUGAGAAGUACGCGUGGCAUUGUAUCAUAAUGGAUCCCGCAUUGAAAUACAAGUGGAGCGCGAGAAGCUGCGUCGAACGGAAGCAUUAUAUAUGCGAAGUGCCCGCCGGUCGUUUAUCAAGAAGACGCAAGAAGUCGGAUCCUUUUGCGCCGCAAAACCAAAGAUUAAAACCCAGAAAAAAGGGUAAGAAAUAUUUAAACGAACAGAGGAAGCUACAGGGAAAAAAGAAGAAUCGCACAAACUGGCGAAGAAAUUGGACGGACCAAAGAGAGAAUGAACAAUGGGCUCAUGGUGUCAAACUGGGAUCGCGGCCACCUUCCAAACCCAGAGAGCGCAUGCGACAUCGUUCGAAUAGGACCCGUUUGCAGCCAGCUGAGCCAAGAGUUGCCCAAGUAUUGCCUCAAGGGCGAGAAUACGGCGCUUUUCUGGGUGGUAGACUCAAUAGCCAUCAGUCACAAAAUUUGGACAUGAAUAAUGUUCUUUCGCAAUUUCACAAUAAAAUAAACGAUUUCGCGCGGGAAGAGAUUUUGUUGAAGCCAUAAAGAAGAAACGUAAAUUAUUGAUAAUUAUAAUUACGGUUGCAACUUUAAUUUUCUUACUCUAUUAUAUAAUGUAUACGCAACUAAAAAAAAAAAAAAAACUUGCAUGUGAGAUUUUUGUUAUAAUGAUACUAUCGAACUGCCAAUAUGCUGACACAACCAUAUGCAACAUAUACAACCAAUUGCAAAAAUAAAUUUUGCAAAACUGCGAAGAAAUAUUGCAAGAUUAAUCUCAGAUUCCUUAAUGUUGCUGAAUAUUCGUGACAAUUUCAAAAAUCUACUGAUUGAUUAAUAGAUCAAUCAUAUAUGGAUAAAUAAUGAUAAGUAAUGAUCACAUAAUAUUUAUGUAACUCAAUUGCGUUCGAUGUUAUUAAAGACACGCUUGUCUAUUUAAAUAUUAUCUCUCUCUACUUAUUUAUAUAUUGUAAUACUAUUACAAAAAAUUAUUCAAAUUAUCUUUCUCUAUCUCGCGAUUAUUUUGCUAAACAUCUUGUGCAAUUAAUUAAUUAUAACGCGUAAAUAAUUCAUGUAUCGAUUAAAAAUUUAAAGCUGCCGAUUAUCACUGCUAUCCGCGACGGAUUGUACGAAUUAAAUAUGCUGUUAUAAUUGUUAAUCAAUUAUCUCACAAUAUCUGUUUAUGCUAAUGAUAAUUUUUAUAAAUCAAUUAUUUAAUCAGAUAGUGAAUCAAAAAAGUAAGAUAACGCUCGUAUCUUCAUAUUUCAAUCCACCCUUGUGUUUGUUAUUUUUUCACUGCUUCGUUUGUAAAUAUAUCAACAUAGGUUCAUCGAUAUAUAUAUAUAUAUAUAUAUAUAUAUAUAUAUAUAUAUAUAUAUAUAUAUAGUAUAUAGCCCCUAUGUAUUUAAUGAUGUACAAUAAAAUAUUGAUAUACAAAU